AGCCUAGAAAACAAGGAGUGACAGCAGCAGAAGUGUGUGCAGAGGAGCAGGCUGCAGAGGAUUGAGAUGAAUAGGGAUCCUUUUCUGGCCAUGACAGAGUAGGAGGGCCUCUUUAAUAGCUCUUAGCAACGCCCCUGCUUUGACCCCCCUCAUCUGUGAGGAAAAUCAAAUCAAUACAGCCUUCUUCAGAUCACGAUGCUCCCACAGCAGCAGUUCCAGGAGCAGCAGAGCAUCGCAGCAGCCUUCGACUCUUCAUAAAUUUUACCAGCAUUUCUUGCUUCGAUGGUCUCCGCAUUUCUGGACCCAGAUCACUGCUGAAAAUCACCAGAUCACCUGCGUCACUGAAAGGCUAUUCCAAGUUGUCCUAGAUGGCCAACAGAGGACCCAGCUAUGGUUUAAGCCGAGAAGUCCAGGAAAAGAUCGAACAGAAAUAUGACACAGAACUGGAGAGUCGGCUGGUGGACUGGAUUAUCAUACAGUGUGGUGAAAACACAGAGCAUCCCCCUCCAGGAAGGCAACAUUUCCAGAAAUGGUUAAUGGAUGGAACAGUAAGUAAUAGUCUGAUCCUGCUGUGCAAGUUAAUAAACAGUUUACAUCCCAAGGGGAAAGAACCCAUUCCAAAGAUCACAGAAUCAAAGAUGGCUUUCAAGCAAAUGGAGCAAAUUUCCCAAUUCUUGAAAGCGGCAGAAAUCUAUGGAAUACGAACAACAGAUAUUUUCCAGACAGUGGAUUUAUGGGAAGGGAAGGACAUGGCUGCUGUACAAAGAACUUUAAUGGCUUUGGGCAGUGAAGCCGUCACAAGGGAUGACGGAUGCUAUAGAGGGGAUCCAGCCUGGUUUCACAGGAAAGCACAAAAGAACCGGCGAGGGUUUUCGGAAGAGCAGCUGCGUCAAGGACAGAAUGUCAUCGGUCUCCAAAUGGGGAGCAACAAGGGAGCGUCUCAGUCUGGGAUGACGGGAUACGGCAUGCCAAGACAGAUCAUAUAGGUCACAUUCUCCACCUUUAAACACACACUCACACAAUCUACAGCAUGGCCUGACUGGGGAGAAAAAUAUAGCUAGUUAAUGUUCAUGCUAAAAAGAAAAAAAAAUCUGCUUCUAAGUUUUCCCUUCUAAGAUUUUUGGAUUUCUUUUUCCAGCUGCAACCUUUCAACCUGAAAUGUGGACCUGUGUGCUUGAUGUGUACCACUUCGCACAGCACAUUGACGCCCUGUGAUGUUCGUUUCUGAACUAUGCAAAGACUGUUUUUCUGUAUUUAUUUGCAGUUUGUUACCUUCUGUACUUGUGUCUUAUUGAACUUGCUCUCUUGCACCUCGGCAAUCUUCUUCUCCACUCUACUGGUGAAAUAAUUUGCUCUUCUAAAAAUAAAAAUAAAUCAGGAGGAAAAAACAA
Podarcis muralis (Common wall lizard) is the source of this 1391-nucleotide messenger RNA. Lineage: Eukaryota; Metazoa; Chordata; Lepidosauria; Squamata; Lacertidae. The record is from RefSeq and is a predicted model, not a curated record.